ACUCAGCAUGGCGGGCAUGUGGAAGUUAGCUGGACCUCUGUCGACUGUAGCUACAGGUGCUGGUGGCAUUUUCUUGUUGAGAAACUACUUCGCUGGAGGAGUUUGUCACAGUAAAGCGAAACUACAUGGUAAGACAGUAAUCGUCACAGGAGCAAACACAGGAAUAGGGCGAGAAACAGCCUUAGAUCUCGCCCAGAGGGGCGCCCGGGUGAUCCUGGCUUGCCGAGACCUCGACAAGGCAAACGCUGCUGCUAAUGAAAUACGAAAAACAACAGGAAAUGACAAGGUCUUCGUGAAAGAACUCGACCUUGCUUCGCUCAAGUCUGUGAGAAAAUUCGCGGAGGAAUUCCACCAAACUGAAGAUCGACUGGACAUUCUUAUCAAUAAUGCAGGCAUCAUGCGUUGUCCAUAUUGGAAAACAGAAGAUGCCUUUGAGAUGCAACUCGGCGUCAAUCACUUGGGCCACUUCCUUCUUACAAAUCUUAUGUUAGAUAUGCUGGAAAGAUCGCAGCCAAGUCGCAUCAUAAAUGUCAGCUCUCUAGCGCACGUGAGAGGGAAAAUACGCUUUGAUGAUUUGCAAAGUGAACAAGAGUACAGCCCAGGUUCUGCCUACUCACAGAGUAAACUUGCUAAUGUCUUGUUCACUCGCGAACUGAGCAAACGGCUGGAUGAUACCGAUAUUUUAGUCGCUGCUGUACACCCUGGUGUUGUGAAAACCGAAUUGGGUCGUCACACAUCUUUUGCGAAGUCCAAACUCGCAGGUUUGAUUUUGGCACCUCUCGCUUGGCUUUUUUUCAAAACUUCUCUUCAGGGAGCACAAACAACAAUUCAUUGCGCCGUGGCAGAUGAUGUAGAGUCUGGACUGUAUUACAGUGACUGCAAGCCUAAGGAACCGGCGGCUCAGGGAAAAGAUGAUGGAGCAGCCAAAAAACUGUGGGAAGUUAGUGCACAUUUGGUUGGUCUAGAAAAAACUAUUUGAAAGCGUGCAUCCAUGCAGUGACACUACUUACAAAGUAAAAUGCUUUUUAUUAAGCUUUAAAUAUCUUGAAAAUGUAGAACAUUUUGUUGCUGUGACAGGUGCACCACAAGACAUAUGUUUAACUCUUAACUCCAAGGAAUGACCAAAAAAGAAAAUUUUCUUUUCAGUUUCAGUAUGUUUUCUUCAUGAAAAGGGAUGUGAGAAGAAAUCAAAAUAUUAGUUGGCAAUAUAGAAUGAGUUAACAACAAAUUCUUAGAGUUAAAAUGGUAAAAAAUGUAUGCUAGACAAUACAGAGAAUUUAUAUAUCAAUCUUCAGAGUGAAAUAGUUAAUUUAAGAUGACCCAGAUAGUGUGACAGUGAAGUGAGGAAUUCUCUCAUGUUAUGUUUCUAUUUCACUAUAGCUCAGGUUAUCAAAGAGCUGGCAUGAUCCUGGAGUUUAAUUUUUUUUUUCUGUUAACUUCUGUGCACCUCCGUUCAGAGGUAGUGUGUGACCUGCUGGGCAGUCAUCUUUUUUUUGUGUUUUUAGAUGAGCAGAGGUAAGUGCAAAAUGGGUGGGGUGGGUAAGUCAGAUGUCUCACCCCCCUCUCCUGUUAGACCCACCCUAUAUGCUUGCCAAUGCUUUACGAAAAAUGCUGUAAGAGGGAGAAGCUUGUUGUGCCAUUUUACAACAGAGUGAUCCAUUACCUUUUUCAAAGUUUUUGAGAUUUUAUUGCUAAUCACACUCAAAUGACAAAAAUGUAUAUUUAUUUUGAAUAUGUAAAUCAACUUUACUUUCUUUGUUUAUUGGAAUAUUUUUUUGCAAAUGUUA
Molecule: messenger RNA, 1787 nt
Organism: Stylophora pistillata
Lineage: Eukaryota; Metazoa; Cnidaria; Anthozoa; Scleractinia; Pocilloporidae
Product: retinol dehydrogenase 13
Source: RefSeq, a predicted model, not a curated record